Molecule: messenger RNA, 1099 nt
Organism: Asterias rubens (European starfish)
Lineage: Eukaryota; Metazoa; Echinodermata; Asteroidea; Forcipulatida; Asteriidae
Product: haloacid dehalogenase-like hydrolase domain-containing protein 3
Exons: 3
Coding region: 132-851 (239 amino acids)
Source: RefSeq, a predicted model, not a curated record
GUGCAAAGUUAUUGUAGUGUUGCAGCCCCCGGAUUGUUGAACAUUUCAGCAUUUCCGCACGUCCGUUUGUAGAAAUUUGAUGGCAACUGGCAUUGUCUCUUCCUACGUAGAUGAGCUCAUGAGAUGAUAAAAUGCUUCGCUACAAGGUAGUAACAUUAGACAUCCAUAACACGCUGAUGCGUGUUAACAAAUCAACCGGUCAGCAGUACAGUAGAGCAGCACGACAGUAUGGCAUCAAGCUAGAUCCACAGGUUCUAGACAAGGCUUUCUAUACAGCCCUCAGAGAGCAAAGAGCAAAGCAUCCAAAUUAUGGAGUGCACACGGGUAUGACGUCCAGUGCAUGGUGGAGUGAAGUCAUCAGAAGAACCUUCAUGACGAGUGGCCAAGUCGAUAACCAGACGAUAAGCAAAAUCGCCACCACACUGUUUGAAAACUUCAAGACUCCCUCAAUGUGGGACGUCUUCCCGGAAGUUAAGUCAACACUCUCCGCUCUAAACAACGAGGGGGUAUGUCUAGGUGUGAUCUCCAACUGUGAUGAACGUUUGAUGGACGUUCUAAGAUCCGUUAAUCUUGCCUCACAUUUUGCUUUUAUUUUACUCUCUGUCUACACCGGGCAUCAGAAACCUGAUGCUGAGAUAUUUCGCAUGGCAAUGGAGAGGUUAAAGGUCCAACCAGAGGAGUGCCUGCAUGUUGGUGAUAAUGUGAGUCAAGAUUACGAGGGAGCGAGGGCUGUUGGAAUGUCAGCUGUGAUUGUGGAUAGGGACGGUUCAUUGGAGACGUCGAAUCCUCAUGUUGAUUCAGGACACUUCAUUCGGGAUCUUUCAGAGCUGACAUUGAUUGUGAAGUCAUGAAAUGUGUGAGAUAAAAACAAUGAUAGGUACUUCUUUGAAAGACUCAAACUCAAAGAGUUGUUCGCAAAUGUCAAUAGUUUGCCAAGAGAAUGCAUGCACGGAAUAUCCAUCAGCAUCCAUUAUCAAAAAAAGGAUGAAUUUAAACAUGCAUAGACGAACUUCAUUUAAUUUCUAUGUUUUGAAGCCAAGGACUCUCAGAAAAGCAAACUUAAUCACUCUACUAGCCAAGAACCCCAUGGAGAGAAGCA